Stylonychia lemnae is the source of this 1236-nucleotide messenger RNA. NCBI's taxonomy places the organism in Eukaryota, Ciliophora, Spirotrichea, Sporadotrichida, Oxytrichidae. The record is from the annotation of a GenBank genome assembly.
AUGUGCUGUUGCUCGGUAAAAUGCUGCAGAAUAUAUCUAGCAGUAUUAGCAACCAUCGUGAUCAUUGCUGGAAUAGUAGUAUGUGUCUUCUCCGCGAUGGUUAAAAAUGAAGCAAUCUUUGAUUUUCACGAUGACUUGCAAAAAUAUCGGCGUAUUCCUUUUGCAAUUUCUCUGACUUUUGGGAUAAUUAUGCUAUUAACUGGACUCUUUACCUUUUUUGUCUCCUAUAAGUAUAACAGAAUCAUGAGAAUAAUACUUGGAUUUUUGAGUUUUAGUUUAUUUAUCACUUUCAUUGUCUUUGGCUCACUUCUAAUCAAAGAAUAUAAUGAAGGAAUGGAGGUCCUUGAUUAAGUGUGCAGAAGAAUGGAUUCAAAAGACUAUGAUGAGAAUAAUGAUAUGCAUAAUCUAAUCUUAUUCGCUGGAGAAUAUGACAUGAUACUUUUGCUUUCCUCAAAUACUUUUAUGUGCUCUGAAAUUUGCCCUUGUAAGAAGGCUGAUAUUAAUCUAUGGAAUGAAAGAUCUCUUAACUACAUAGGAAGAACUAAAUACUAAUAUAAUGAUACGGAAUAUAAUUAAAAUUAUGAUUUUGAUCCACUUAUUUUCCGCGAUAAAGGUGGAUACAGUAAUUUCUUCGAGUGCUUGGAAAUUGACAAAGCGAUUGAUAAAAAACAUCCUGAUGAAUCAGAAAUAAUACCUGAUAGCAUGCUACGGUUUAUAAAAAACCUUGAGGAUACCUAUCAUUGCAACAAUUUCUGUGAGUCUGGUGAAUUCUAUUUAUUCAGAGAUAUAACUGAAGGUCCACCAAGAAGUAACUGUAUGAAACCAAUCCAAUCAUUGCUUAAAAGAUUAUUUCAAAGUGGUGGAGCUAUCAGUUUCUUUGCCUCAUUCUCAUCAUUCUUCUUGCUUGUAGGUUUGUUCUUCAAUUGUAGGUAUAAGAGCUUGAAGGAUUAUGAACAAUGGAAUAACUAAAAUUAAAAUAGAGAAAAUGAUAAUUCUGCGAUAGGAUAGUUCAAAAUUGACGAAUCCAAUGACAUUGGCUAUUAAAAUAAAAUAGGUCAGAAAGGUUUCCAAAAAAGAAAAGAUGUAGUUGGAGGUAGAACUGUAAACAUUGAUGAAGAUGGUCAAGUGUAGGUUGAAUAUGUACUCACUAAUAAUUAAGAUUCAUUUAGAAAUGAGCCUGAUCCCAGAUAGUCUAUUUAGAAGCUAAAUAAAAAUUAUGACGAUACCAAGAUAUGA